AGCGUCAACUUCAGAAGACACACUGACAGACCCCUACAAUGGCGACGUCACCAAGUGAGUCCGUCUCAGGCCACAAGCGGAGCAUCUUCACAUCUCCCAAGCCGCACGCCUCAUCAGCCGCCUCCACACCCACACCCAAAGAGCAAACCCCAGACAGGAGCAACUCGACCCCCCCUGCCAGCCGGCUGCGCUCCGGAGGGGGGUUCCGCGCGCUGGCCAGGGGGAUCAUGAAGAUGCAGUCCCUGGCGUCCGGCACGGCGGCGCUGCGGCUCAAAAGGAGAGACUCCGUCACGUCAGUGGACUCCGCAAAGUCUUCUGUCGCGAGUAGUUCCAAAACUGCGCAUCACCCGACAACACAUCGGCACCAUGGACACCACGGGCACCACAGGAGGGGCAAGCGGCACCACCAUUCGUCAUCAGAAGCUGCGUCGGUGGCCGGCAGCGUGCUCGGUUCCGACACGAAGAGGGGGAAACUGCCGCUGUGGCCAGAGUGGAACGACAAUGAUGUCAACUCGGAGAAAUGGGACGCAUCGCACAAGGGCAAGGACAAGGAGAAGGGCAAGAGCCCAAGUUUGCAUUUCUUUGAGGACCCCGAAGGAAAAGUGGACCUGCCCAUUUCCUUACGGGACAGAGUGAAGGAGUGGAAGAGACCAUUUGAGCUGGUGGGGGAGGGCAAGUCUGCAACUGUGGUAGAAAAAGAAGAUGGCUUUGACCUGGUGGCAAACAGUGCGCAUCUACACGACAGUGAGCUGAUGCGAUGGGUGAUCAGCCAGAUCAUGGCCCUGUGGAAAAUGACAGAGAACACGAACAAGCCGACGGACGCAGGCAGCCGAGCGGACGCUACCGUCCCCGACGGUCGCUCGUGGCGACCCUGGGACCACAUCUACUCCCUCUGCAAGGCUGGGAAGGGACCACACCAGCCGCUGUACAACGCACAUGGCAAAUAUGUCAUCAAGCUCUACUGGAUGGGCUGUUGGCGUAAGCUGAUUGUUGAUGACACAUUACCGUUUGAUGCGGAGGGGAACCUACUGCUGCCAUCCACCACUAUCCUGGGGGAGCUGUGGCCUAUGCUGCUUACCAAGGCUAUCAUCAAAAUAGUCUCACUCGACUACAACGGAGGCCUUCAGUCCUGUGAGUUUGGUGAGGCCAGCAUCAUCCACUGUCUGACGGGCUGGCUGCCGGAGACCAUCCCACUACAAUACGGGCACCAGGACAAGGUGUGGCUGUUGCUGAAAGACGUUCUCCCAGAAUUCACGCUCCCGGAGCCACCGCCCCCCGCAGAGCCGGUCGGGCAGCAGCAAGACCCCGGCACCAGCGCUGCUUCCGUUGACACCGCCAUAGCGCCCAGCCGGAAAGAGACACGUCAGGAAUCAGAAGCUCUGUCGAGGGUGGACAGUGUGAGGAAGGAGGAUCCAAAGAGCGGCCAGACCAGCAAAGCUGAGAAAGCAGAGAAGGGAGGAAAAGAGCCAAAGGAGGACAAGAAAAAGAAAGAAGGUGAAGGGAAGGAUCGGGAGAAAAGUAAGUCAGCGGGUCGAUCGCAUUCCGCUGUUCACUCCGCCAAAGCCACUGAUGCGGACAAUGCCAAUGCACAGGCCUCAGGGCCAGUUGUGCCUGAGAAACCAGAGAUCCUGGUGUUUGUGACAUACACACAUCCGCCCAAGGUGCCACGUGUCUCUGCACUGGGGGAAAUGGCGGAUGCGUCGGAGAAGCUACGCCAGUCUGGCCUGUCUCACAUCCACCCCCACCCCCUGCUGCUGACCCAGACCCGAUCCUGCCCCCUGGUCGCACCCCCUCCUCCUGUUGUCGUGCCUAAAUGGAAAACCAUCCGGCAGAAGAAGAAGAAAUCCCUGCCGACAGACGAACCACAAGAACCACAAGAGAAGAAACCAGAGCAGUUCAUCGAAGUCUGUUCCCCCUACAUCAACUACAAAGUCAGCCCAAUCCCCAUCCCCAGUGAUACCCACCGUCCCAAGUCCAUGCUCCGUAGAGGCGACACCCGCCCCAGCACCGCCAGCAUGCCGGAGGUGAACGAGGACGAUGAAAAUGCUCCAGACAAACCGGAGCAGGCAGUAAUGAAGGAACAGGAACCUCCUAAACCUGAGCCAGAACCAGAGAAGCCUGCCCCUGCGCCUGCCAAACCUGAACCUUCACCAGCAGAGAAGAAGGGAGGGAAAGAGAAGGAAAAAGAGAAGAGGCCGCUGAGUCGCGCAUCAAGUAACCUGAAUAAAGAGGAGGAUGCCAAGAGUCGUAAAGGAAGUGCGUCAACCUCCAAGUCUAAGGAGGCAGAGAAGGACAAAGCCUUGAGUGCCAGCUCUGGGAGUAAGGCAGGCAAGGCAAAAGAUGAGAAGACGGAGGACACCACAGUGUUUGACUCAGAGGUUGCUAACGGCGACACGGCUGAGGGAGAAGGGGAGGAUGGCCCGCCCGUGGAGGAGUCUCCGGCUCAGGACCAGCCUCCGCCACUCAAGGACGCAUGGAUGGACUUUGAUGACUUCUGCAAAUGCUUCAAAACUCUGUACCUGUUCCACAAGCCCAACACGUACCUGUGUAACCGCACGGUAACCGACAUCAAGGUGGGUCAAGGGUCAGAUAUAAAGAGAGAGUCCUCCCCCACUAAGAAGUCGGGGUUGCAGACCCCCGCGGCUGCCCAGCAGUCCACCAUCGCCGCCAACACCCCCAAGGGAGGGGCCAGUCCGGCUCCGCAGCACUCUGUAGUGCAGAUGAUAGAGGACCAGACGCCAUACUACCUGUUUGUGGACAACCUUCAGCCCACUGAGAUCGUGGUCAGCUUCUCUUCGCUGUCCUUCUGGCGCGAGCAGCCAACGCCUGACCGCUCCUCCCUCACCAACAUCAAGGAGAGGGAUGAGAAGAAACCGGAUGACAGCACGGCAGCGAGCGUUGCCGAGGCAGCCAGCACGGGCUCCGUGAACAAGGAGCAGCGAAUCGUCCCGCCCGGCCUGCUCGUGGCGGAACCGUACUCGUGGAAGAGCCUGGUUACCGGGCAACCGGUGCUGCGGAUACGGUCAACGGCGACGCGGGCAGCUGUACUCACUCUGCCUGAAGGACGCCAUGUUCUGCGGUUUAUCGUGUCAGCUCCACUGGGAUUCCACAUCCACCUGUGCUCCACGGUGCAGUUUGUGUUUGGAGAGGAGGAACAAGUCAUGCCACAUCUUACAAAGGAGAGCUGCAGGUUUGUUGACCAGGCUGUCUCCUUGAUGCAAGCGCUGGGCAGCAUCAUCCAGUGCUUCAACGACCCGGUCGGCCUGGAGGAGGCUAGGAGGAGUCUGGUGAAGGCACACUGUCCCUACCAACCUGACAACACAGCUGCUAGUCUACGGCACUUUCAGUCUCAGGCACUUUCAGGGGGGAGGGAGAGAGAGAUGGAGGAGGCUAGGAGGAGCCUGGUAAAGGCUCACUGUCCAUACCAACCUGACAACACAGCGGCCAGUCUCAGGCACUUUCAGCUAUUCUACCAGGCUCUGUACGCAGCUUUCCGUACUGCGCUGGAAGGUCAGGUGACCCCGGAGAUCAGCUUUGCGUUCCGUGCACUGAACAUGGACGCCACCACGCGGGAAAUCCUCGGCCCUGCACAGGCUAGGACAGGGCACAGCUACAGGUCCGCCACGCGUAUGUCCAUGGGCAGUAGUAGCCUGGGGUCAGGGCGAGCAAAGUCCCCGCGCGGUCGGAACCGGCAGCACCUCCCCGGCUUCAGAUUUGACUCCAAAGAGGGAGCAAAGGAUGUCCCUGAGGCCUGGAAUAACAGGGAGGCGACCCCAGAAGAGCACGAGGCGAUGACAAAGAUCCAGUCCCACUGGAGGGGAACGUACGUGCGCAAACUCAAGAGGGCACAGACUCCUGGUACGGAUGAGAACUCCAAGGCCAGAGAAGAGCUGCAGAAAGCCUGGGCCAUUCUGGAGCCAAACCUGGAGACCAUCGGACUCACCCUGCUCAAGGACAUGUUUAAGCAGGACCCAGAGUUGAUGACCCGCUACCCCUUCCACCAGGACGAGUGGAACAAGAUCUCGUACGCUGACUAUCAGGGCACCUUCGCUGAUCAGCCUGCCCAGACCUGGUUUGUCGUAUUCAGAGAUGUUUUCUAUGUGGAUGAGGAAUCGUUGGUGGUGCCCAAGUUGUACACCCCAGUGACCACCUGUAUGCUGAGGGUGGUGAAUAACGACACUCGCGAGGAUGUACCGAGAGUCUUCCAGCGGGUCGCACCACACGUCUACAAGAAAAACAAGACUGGCUAUACCUUUGUGGCAGAGGCACGGGCGGGAGACCUACCGUUGCCUGGCAACAAGUGGCGGAUGCGCCUGAUUGGCUCGUCCAGUCCACUGCCCGCUCCACUGAAGGAGACCCUGACGACAAACUUCGCAGUUAAGGAGCUGAGAGAUUACUACAUGCCUAAUAAGGACUGUAUCAUGUUCAGGUAUGCAGUGAAAGUGACGGCUGAUCACCUGGUGACCUUGCAGCUGUCGACCUCCAAACCUGACGUGUACAUCCAGCUGCAGGUGCUGGACCAUGAGGAGGAGGUCGUGUCAACCCAGGGCAAAGGUCACGCCGUCAUCCCCGCCUUCGUGUUCCAGAAGGACUGGCAGCCCGAGGACAGGCCGAGCAGUAGGCAAUCCCAAACAGCAGCGGCCCCAUCCGGACCCAUGAAGAAGGCCACCAGUAAGGAGAGUGUGGCAGCGGACAAGAAGAAACGCACCAGCUCAGCCGGGAGCCGCUCUUCGCGUGGCAGCCGACAUGCGUCUCCAGUGAGGAGUGAAGAUGAUACGGAAGUAAACAGAAAGCCGCACAAGUACAUUCUGCAGGCCAUAGUCCUGAGGAAGAGCUGGCCUCUCUCCACCAGUCAGUGGGCCUUCGUCAACCAGCUCAAGGAACUGGAGAAAACAGAACUCAAGAAGCCGGCAGACUUGGAGUCAGCGGUCAGGUCAGAGGUCAGGUCAUCAUGUAGGUCUGCCUCCAGCAGAGACGCUAUCCCAGGGAAGGACAGGUCCGUGUCUCCUCCUCGGAGUGAGAAGUCGGUGGCAACCAAGGCUGGAGGGAAGAAGGGGAAGGACAAGGACAAGGGGAAGGGAGACAAGGGCGAGAAGGCAGCAUCGAGACCUCCGUCUGUGCAAUUUGACACCAACAAGCCAUACUGGAUGCUGAGGCUCGUGAGUGACGGCACGGCUGCUGAGGAGCUGGAAGUAAAGAAGGACACAGAACGCCAGGAGGAGAUCAAAGCCAUGAAGCAGGCCUGGGAAGCCGCCGAGCCCGGCCGUGCAGUGAAAGCCAUGCAGUCCCGGCUACAGUUCCUCAACAAGCGAAGGAAAACGGGCGGAGCCACGGAUAAGGAGAAUGUGGCAGAGGAGGAGGCAGCGGGGAGCGUCAUCACCACGGAUGCUGCAAGUGAAGUUACAGCCCAGUCCCGUACAACCCCAGUUCCUUCAGAGAUUGAUCAGCCGGUUGUCAGCGAGGUUUUCUCUGUCGAGCCACCCAGGCCCCCAACGCCAAAGGAUGCCAUCCAACCAGUGGAUAGGACUCCGUUCAUUAAAAAAGCGACCGGACCUCCCAAGCUGAUAGAUGAGGAGGAGAUGGUCCGGAGGCAGCAGGAGCGGAUGGAGGAGAUCCGGAGGUUCCGGGCGUUCCGCGAGGACGUGCUGGAGCGCCGGGAGGCGGACAGGCUGGAGAGGAACCGGCUCAAGGAGAGGCAGCUGCAGGAGUGCGAGGAGAUGCAGGCCGCCCUGGACCGAGCCCGUAACGCCAUCAACACCCCGCGGGAAGCCUACCGACAGAAGUUCCUGGAAGUCGAGAGGAGAAAGCGGGAGGCAGAAGAAGCCGCAGAAGCCGCCAAGAUGGCAGAGAUGGAGAAAUCACCGUCUCCGAAGGGCAAGAGCGAGAAAGGGAAGAGCGCUGGCAAAAAGGGGAAGAAAUAAUUAAAUUUGUAACCUCCAUUAAUAUUUAUCCACCAGGUUAAUACACAUACUGUAAUUCCUGAUUUUUUCAAUGUACUUUUCUGUUCACAGUUUAACGGUGACAACUGUAAUUUGAACUUAUCGCUACCGAUAACAAAUAAUUUGUCUUGGCGAUGAUAACAAAUAAUUCGUUCACUGUGAACAUUUAGUUCCGAGAACAACAUAAAUUUUCUAAGACCGUGAAAGUUUGGUACAGAGAAGACAAAGUGAAUUACAGUAUAUUGGCCACUUUGAAAAACAGCAUGAUUUAAAUUUUUUCAGUGCAGAAACCCUCACGU
Branchiostoma floridae (Florida lancelet) is the source of this 6238-nucleotide messenger RNA. RefSeq names its product androglobin-like. The transcript has 46 exons. The record is from RefSeq and is a predicted model, not a curated record. Gene Ontology annotation, biological process: proteolysis. Bases 39 to 5921 code for a protein of 1960 amino acids. NCBI's taxonomy places the organism in Eukaryota, Metazoa, Chordata, Leptocardii, Amphioxiformes, Branchiostomatidae. Gene Ontology annotation, molecular function: protein binding; oxygen binding; heme binding.